Molecule: messenger RNA, 2016 nt
Organism: Tupaia belangeri chinensis (Chinese tree shrew)
Lineage: Eukaryota; Metazoa; Chordata; Mammalia; Scandentia; Tupaiidae
Gene: CIART
Product: circadian associated repressor of transcription
Exons: 5
Coding region: 723-1883 (386 amino acids)
Biological process (GO): negative regulation of DNA-templated transcription; circadian regulation of gene expression
Cellular component (GO): nucleus
Molecular function (GO): RNA polymerase II cis-regulatory region sequence-specific DNA binding
Source: RefSeq, a predicted model, not a curated record
UGGCCGAGCCGGGAGAGACUGAGUAGGAGCUGGAGACAGAGCUUAGACUGAGCGGACUGAUUAAGGUGAGCAUACUCGGAGGAAGAGCGAGCAGCUGAGCCACUAGGGACGUCUGGACCCAGAGUGAGUGGGCUUGGGGACCGAAAGCAGACGGUGGUGUUGGGAGGGAUUGCAUCACGUGGCAGGCGCGACUGCAGAAGGACCCGCUCAGGGAUCCUAAUGGUGAUAGAUUGGAAAAGGGUGGGCGGCAGGUCUCUACCGCGGAGGUUCCUGUGGGGUCACUAGGUGGGUUUGGGUGCCCAGAUUUACGGAGUGCCGGAGGCGGGGCCUCAGGCACGAGACUCGCUGCUAGGUCAGGCUGGGGAAUAGCCCAGGAUCUCAGCGGGCGGACGGGAAGGUGUCAAAUCAGGUACUCUGAACCGAGGGAAGAAAAGAACAGAAGCGGUGUCAGGCCAAGAGCUGCUCUGCCGAGGCCAGGGAGGCAGCCCCAGUUUCUUAAUUGGUGGAGGCGGGGCUUGGGGAGAUGACUUUUUCUAUUGUCUCCAAGACACGUAAUAUUGGGGAGUUGGAGUGCAGGUACCGUCCAGCGCAGCCCAGUCAGUCUCCCAGUCCGUUUCCGAAUCCUUAGACUCUGGUUUCAAACUCCCUCGCUUUGCUCUUCAGUUGCAGGUUCCGAUCUUUGGGUGUUUCAGGAGCUGCCCUCCAGCCCCUGCUCUGGACCUAUGGAGUCUCCAUCUAGCGUUUCUUCCUAUUCCUCCUAUUCUCUGUCUUCCUCUUUUUCCACCUCCCCAGUGAACAGUGACUUUGGCUUCCCCUCUGAUAGCGAGAGGGAGGACAAAGGGGCCCAUGGGCCCAGGCCAGACACUGUUGGGCAGAGGGGAGGUUCUCGGCCCAGCCCGGGUCCUAUCCGCUGCAGGCAUCGAUCCAAGGUUUCCAGUAACCAACACACAGGAUCUCGCCUGGAACAGCGGGGCAUGGCUUCUCCUAUGGCAGGAUCUGGGGUCAAAAAAGCAAGAGAUGAUGAAUUGGAGACCAGUCUGAACAUCCAGGGUGGUACCACAGAGGGAGACCUGCUGUUUGCUCAGAAGUGUAAGGAACUCCAAGGGUUUAUACGCCCACUCACAGACCUACUGAAUGGGCUGAAGAUGGGUCGUUUUGAGAGAGGGUUAAGCAGUUUCCAGCAGAGUGUGGCAAUGGACAGGAUCCAGCGUAUUGUAGGUGUUUUGCAGAAGCCACAGAUGGGGGAACGUUAUCUAGGAACCCUGUUACAGGUAGAAGGGAUGUUAAAGACUUGGUUUCCUCAUAUAGCUGCCCAGAAGUUGUCACUGGGUGAUAGAAGCCAUCAGCUGACCAAGCAUUUUCCAAGCCACCACAGUGAUUCAGCAGCUUCCUCUCCUGCACCUCCUGUGGAAAAGAUGGGCCAGACACAGCUGGGACAUCUAGUUCUGAAACCAAAGCAGCCCUGGCACCUCACAGAAUGGCCAGCUAUGAACCUUACCUGGAUCCACACCACUCCAAUUUGCAAUCCCCCCCUCAGUUCCCCAGAUACAGUCUCCAUGAGCCAUGGUACUCUAGGCACUGGAACCAGCUUUGGGGUCAUCCUUUUCCUCCAACAUGGAGUACAGCCCUUCACUCACUCUGCCCCAGCUACUCCAGUUCCACCUACUUCAGCAGCUCCUGUCGUCCCUGGCGAUUCUAAAACACUAUCUGGAGGGGGGCCUCGUUGCCACAGUUUGCCAGUAACUCUGCCAUCAGACUGGAGUUGUUCCCUGUCCCCUUCUAGUCUACCCAGCAUGGCCAGCGAAAUGACCACAGGACGUCUAGAACAGCAGAUGAGAAGCCAUCCUCCAGUUGCUCCUGACGCUCAUCUUCUCAACCCCUGACCUAGGGUGUGCAACUGUCUUUAUGGUUUCUAAUUUGUGUAAAUAUAUCUGUAUAUAUUUUUUACUUUUAAUGAGUGUAUUUGUGUUGAGAGAAGACAAACCCUUUCUGAUUAAAGACUUUUUUUUUUAACCU